UGUAGUUUAAUUUGUUUGCGAGUUCGAGGUGUACUAUGCUGUUAACGCACGUACUUUGUUUCAGUAUGUUUGCUUUCGGCAAGUUAAAGUAUUUUUCAAUUAGCGUAUGUCGAAGUCUGUGUAAUAUUAGUAAAGGGCUCGGCGAAUUUCUUGAGUUAAAAUAUUAUUUUAAUGUAUUUCGGCAGUAUAAGAUAUACAAGCGAACGUAAACUAAGUACUUGCGACUUUACUAUUUAUUAUUACCAAGACAACAACAAAAAUGCCUUGCUCAAGCACACACGAUCUUUCUACGGCCACCGUUGACCAAAAGGUCAAACUCACACUUGAUGAACUCAACCUGUCUAAUCAACAACUGACCAAAAUCAUGGAAAAAAUGAUCAAAGAAAUGGUGAAGGGGUUGGGCAAAGACACAAAUGAGGAUGCCACAGUUAAAAUGAUCCCAUCCUAUGUUAAAUCAUUGCCAGAUGGAACAGAACGUGGUCAAUUUUUGGCUCUCGAUCUUGGAGGAACCAACUUUCGUGUCCUCCUGGUAAAAAUCAAAGAAGCCGAUGAAAUUAACGGCCAACCCAAAAUAGAAAUGGACAGCCAGAUCUACCGCAUGCCCGAGAAUGUUAUCACUGGGAAAGGAGAUGAGCUUUUUGACCACAUUGCGUUAUGUAUGGCUGACUUCUUGAAGAAACUUGACCUCUUGGACCACAAACUACCUGUUGGUUUCACAUUUUCAUUUCCUUGCAAGCAAGAUGGUCUUGACCAUGCAACACUUAUAACUUGGACAAAAGGUUUUAGUGCAUCUAAUGUUGUUGGAAAAGACAUUGUCAAAAUGUUGAAGACUGCUAUCGAUAAAAGAGGGGAUUUCAAAUGCAACCUUGUGGCUGUUGUAAAUGACACUGUUGGAACAUUGAUGUCUUGUGCACACGCACAUAAAGAUACACAGAUUGGACUAAUUGUUGGAACUGGUUCCAAUGCUUGUUACAUGGAGAAGAUGUCGAACAUUGAAAGGUUGGACAGUAACAAGGGGGGUAUGUGCAUUAACAUGGAAUGGGGGGCAUUUGGGGACGAUGGCGCACUUUCAGAUUAUAGAAACGAAUAUGAUGUCCAUGUUGAUGAAAACUCACUCAACAGUGGAAAACAACUGUAUGAGAAAAUGAUCAGCGGAAUGUACAUGGGUGAAAUAGUGAGACUUGUGUUAGUUAAAUUAACUGAAGACGGCCUUCUGUUUGGCGGUGAAACAUCAGAAGCUUUAAAAACACCCGGUACCUUCCAAACUUCUUAUGUUUCCCAAAUUGAAAGUGUCUCAAAGAAUGCUUUUCCCAAAAAGGAGCACAUAUUAGAUGCAAUACCAAGCGGCAUGACAGCAGUUCAAAACAUUCUUGCCAACCUUGGCAUUGGAGCCAUGAGAGCCGACUGUGAAGUUGUCAUUCAAGUUUGUAAAGCUGUCUCACGGAGAGCGGCGCACCUUUGUGCGGCAGGAAUUGCAGCGGUUGCACGAAAAAUCAAGGCGAAUCAUCCUGACAGGGAAACCCUUAGAAUGACUGUGGGUGUGGACGGUACAGUGUAUAAGAAGCAUCCGACUUUUAGUCAAAUGAUGUCCGAAAAAGUGGACGAACUCUGCGCCGGCGCUGGAGUCGAUGUACAUUUUGCUCUGUCUUAUGACGGUAGUGGCAAAGGUGCCGCGCUUAUUACCGCUGUUGCGCAACGAAAGAUUGGAUCAGACGAAUAGGUUAUUAUUUUUGCAAGGAGAACCGGCGUACGUCGCGUUCCAAGUUUAAUUGCGACGAUUUCGCGUUUUGAGGGCCUUCUAUACAAUAACGAUCAUAAAACAGCACUAAGUUCCAACUCGAAUAAACAAUUCCGUCACCUAAGUUAUUAUUCUUAAAAAUCUUUGCAGUUAUCUCUUCUUACCUUAACUGCACUUCUUUUAAAACAGGUUCAAAUCACCUAAAUUAACCAAUCUGUACCAGAGCAAUGGUACCACCCGUUUCACUGUCAAGAUAAAAUGUUGUACUUUAAAAAUUGUUCGUGUCUUCGGUAUCGACUGUGUUGCUAUAAAUGUGUCUCACUUGUGCACCAAAACACUUUAUUUAUUAUUAUUAUUACACAUAUAUACACACCGUUUAUGCGUGAUAUACUAACUUUAUUUUUUGUAUAUAUAAAAUUUUUAAUAAAUCUUAUCAAACAGCAACUUUUCCUAACCCACUUUAUUCUUCUUCUUAUAAUGUUUAUAAUGUUUUAUACGCUUGGCCUACUUCCCUAUAAUAUGUGUUAUAGUUUUUAACUUAAUGGUAGUUCAAUUAAUUAUAAAUCUGUAUACACACGAUAAUACCACGACAAGUUUUACAUUUCUAUAUGCUGUGCUUCUUUUUACGUGUUGUGUGUAUUAAUAAAGCAAUACAACAGUACAAUAAUGUAAA
Messenger RNA from Ciona intestinalis (vase tunicate), 2411 nucleotides. NCBI's taxonomy places the organism in Eukaryota, Metazoa, Chordata, Ascidiacea, Phlebobranchia, Cionidae. The record is from RefSeq and is a predicted model, not a curated record.